Molecule: messenger RNA, 6716 nt
Organism: Erinaceus europaeus (western European hedgehog)
Lineage: Eukaryota; Metazoa; Chordata; Mammalia; Eulipotyphla; Erinaceidae
Gene: RBM20
Product: RNA binding motif protein 20
Exons: 14
Coding region: 570-4217 (1215 amino acids)
Biological process (GO): regulation of RNA splicing
Cellular component (GO): nucleus
Molecular function (GO): zinc ion binding; mRNA binding
Source: RefSeq, a predicted model, not a curated record
GCCAAGCCCCGCGCACCUCGCCUGGGGAUACGCGCGGCCCUCGGGCGCGCUCCGUGGCCCCGCUUGGCUGGAGCGCGCAGGCCCGCGCGCGCAGUCGCCUGGGACCUCCCGGCUCCAAGGAGAGGCGAGGGCUCGGUGCCGGCCGCUGGCGGGCGCGCGUCACCCUCCUCCCGCUGGUGCCGAGCGCCGGACGGGGACCCUGCGGCCACACCGUGGCCAGGGAGCUCGCCGCCUUCCCCAGCCGCUCGCCACUCCCCGGUCGGCGGGCAAAGCGUCCCGGACCUCCCCCGCACCGGGCCACCUCGGACGGCCCAGAGGCUCCCUCAGGUCCGGGAGACGCCCCCUGGCCCCCACCCCCGCGUAGCCCGGUCCGACCAGCGGGAGCCGCGGGAGGAGGAGGAGGCGGCGCCGCAAGGACUGUCUCCUCCCCGCCCCUCGCGUCUCCUCCCCGCGCACCGCCAGGAAGGACAAGGGGACUGGGCACGGGGACCCCGCCAGUGAGCGCCUGUGUCCCGGGGCCGCCCCUCGCGCGCGCCCUCUCGCCGCAGGCCGGGCCGAGCUCUGCUCACAUGGUGCUGGCCGCAGCCAUGAGCCAGGACGCGGAGCCCAGCGGCCCGGAGCAGCCGGACAGAGAUGCCCGCAGUGCGCCCGGUGCCCCGGCGCCCCCCGCGCCUCCCGGCCCGCGAGGGAUGCCACCGCCGCCUCCCCAAGCCGGCCUGCCCCAGAUCAUCCAAAACGCCGCCAAACUGCUGGACAAGAGCCCAUUCUCAGUCAGUAACCCGAACCCUCUGCUCCCUUCACCGGCAAGUCUCCAACUGGCCCAACUGCAAGCUCAGCUCACCCUCCACCGGCUGAAGUUGGCUCAGACAGCUGUCACCAACAACACUGCAGCCGCCACAGUCCUCAACCAAGUCCUCUCCAAAGUGGCCAUGUCCCAGCCUCUCUUCAACCAGCUGAGGCAUCCAUCUGUGCUCAGCACCCCCCACAGCCAUGUGGGGGUGCCCCAACAUGCUGCAACCAUACCCAGUGCCCGUUUCCCCUCCAGCACCAUCGCCUUCUCACCCCCCGGCCAGACACGAGGCCCAGGACCUUCGGUGAGCCUACCCAGCCAAACACCCAGUGCCAUGGUGAUGCACCCCUUCAGCGGGGUCAUGCCUCAGACCCCCGCCCAGCCAGCUGUCCUCUUGGGCAUUGGCAAGACUGGGCCUGCACCUGCCACAGCGGGCUUUUAUGAGUAUGGCAAAGCCAACUCCAGCCAGGCUUACAGCUCCGAAACUGAUGGGCAAGCCAGCUUCCUGCCCACCUCUGCCGCUGCCUCGGGCAGUGUGUCCUAUGAAGGGCACUACAGCCACUCAGGACAAGAUGGUCAGGCGACCUUUCCCAAGGAUUUCUACGGACCCAGCUCACAAGGGGGGUUGCAUGUGGCAGGGGGAUUUGUGGCUGAUCAGGCUGGGGGCAUGAAAGGCGAGGUGGGUCCCCUCUUACAGAGUACAAACAGCCAGUGGGAGAGUCCCCAUGGAUUUUCUGGGCAAAGCAAGCCUGACCUAAUAGCCAGCCCCAACCUGUGGCCUCCACCUCCUAGCCAGCCCUAUGAGCUGUAUGACCCCGAGGAGCCCACCCCAGACAGGACCCCUCCUGCCUUUGGGGGUCGACUCAACCACAGCAAGCAGGGUUUCAGCAGUGCCAGGCAGAGGACCAAGGAGGAGCAGGUCAUGCUGUCUGUGAGGCCACUGCAGGCCCACGAGCUGAAUGACUUCCACGGGGUGCCCCCCCUGCACCUGCCACACAUCUGUAGCAUCUGCGACAAGAAGGUGUUUGAUCUGAAGGACUGGGAGCUGCACGUGAAAGGGAAACUUCACGCUCAGAAGUGCCUGGUCUUCUCUGAAAAUGCUGGUAUCCGGUGUAUACUCGGUUCGACAGAGGGGACACUAUGCGCCUCUCCCAACAGCACCACUGUUUAUACCCCAGCUGGGAACGACGAUUAUGUGUCAAAUCUUGGAGCAUCGUAUGCAACCAUUCCAGCAAGAUCAUUUGCUCAGUCAAAUCCUCCAUUUCCUGCAGCUUCACUGGGAACUAAUUUUGCACAGCGGAAGGCGGGUGCUGGCCGAGUGGUGCAUAUCUGCAAUCUCCCAGAAGGGAGCUGCACUGAAAAUGAUGUCAUCAACCUGGGACUGCCCUUUGGGAAGGUCACAAAUUACAUCCUCAUGAAGUCUACUAAUCAGGCCUUUCUAGAGAUGGCCUACACAGAAGCUGCCCAGGCCAUGGUCCAGUACUACCAGGAGAAAUCAGCUGUGAUCAACGGGGAGAAGUUGCUCAUUCGGAUGUCCAAGAGAUACAAGGAAUUACAGCUGAAGAAACCCGGGAAAGCUGUGGCUGCCAUCAUUCAGGACAUCCAUUCCCAGAGGGAGCGGGACAUGUUCCGGGAAGCAGACAGAUACGGUCCUGAUCGACCACGGUCACGUAGCCCAGUAAGCCGGUCUCUGUCCCCAAGGUCCCAUACGCCAAGCUUCACUUCCUGCAGCUCGUCCCACAGUCCCCCUGGCCCUUCUCGUGCUGACUGGGGCAACGGCCGGGACUCAUGGGAGCAUUCGCCCUAUGGAAGGAGAGAGGAGGAGCGAGACCCAGGCCCCUGGAGGGAGAACGGGGAGGACAAAAGGGACAGGACAGAUACGUGGACACAUGAUCGCAAACACUAUCCGAGGCCGCUGGACAAAGCUGAGUUAGAUGAACGACUGGAAGCAGGCAGGGGCCACCGAGAGAAGCACCUUUGGUCUGGGUCCCCCAACCCACUCCACUCCGCCUUGGGCUAUAAAAGCCGUGAAGACAGCUACUACCGCAAGGAGUCCAAAGGGAAGUUGGACAAGUAUCUAAAGCAGGAUGUCCCUGGGAGAUCAAGGAGGAAAGACGAGGCCAGGCUGCGGGAAAGUAGACACCUUCAUCCUGAUGACUCAGGCAAGGAAGAUGGGCUGGAGCUGAGGAUCGCCAGGGCUAAGCAGAGUGAGAAAAAUAGAGCCAGGAAACCUGACAGAGACCAAGAAGGAGCUGGAGACGUAAAAGAAAGCAGAACUGCCAAGAAUGAGGCCGGAGAAGAGGAACAGGAAGGUAAAGAAGAAAGCCCCCCAUCAGUAGGCAGGCAGGAGAAAGAAACAGACUCCUCUGACACAGAAAACACCAGAACAAAGAAGGUGCCAGAUUGGGAGAGUGGAAGUGAAGGAGAAGGGGAGAGCUGGUAUCCUACCAACAUGGAGGAGCUGGUCACAGUGGACGAGGUGGGGGAGGAAGAAGACUUCAUCAUGGAACCAGACAUCCCAGAGUUGGAAGAAAUUGUGCCCAUUGAUCAGAAGGACAAAAUCUGCCCAGAAAUAUGUCCUUGUGUGACAGCCACCUUAGACCUGGACUUAGCCAAGGAUUUCACCAAGGAGGGAACUGAGACCAUUGGUAUUGGGGCUCCUGAAAUCAGCCUCAAGUUGCCCAAAGAAUUGCCUUCUGCCUCCACGAGCUCUCCUAGUGACAUGGACAUGGAAAUGCCUGGCCUAAAUCUGGACGCUGAGCGGAAGCCAGCUGAAUGUGAGACAGGACUGUCACUGGAGGGCUCAGAUUGCUACGAGAAGCAGGCAAAGGGAGCAGGGAGCUCAGAUGUUCGUCUAGUCCCUCUAGUCCAGCAAAUGUCUUCCCCCAAGCCAGCCGAGGAGAGGGCCCGACAGCCUAGCCCCUGUCCCGAUGACCACAAGACCAGGAGGACCCCCGAAGAUGGGUUGUGUGAAGGCAGCCCCCCGGAGGAGAAAGCCAGCCCUCUCACGGAACACGACCUCCAAAGCCAGGCUUGCCAAGGAGUGUUAACCCCGGAAAACUCCAAGUACCUGGAAAUGAAAUCUGUGGACACCAGCUCACCAGAAUACACAGAAGUGGAGCUGAAGCAACAACCCCUUUCUUUGCCUUCCUGGGAACCAGAGGAUGUGUUCAGUGAACUUAGCAUUCCUCUAGGGGUGGAGUUUGUGGUACCCAGGACCGGAUUUUACUGCAAGCUGUGCGGGCUGUUCUACACGAGUGAAGAGAUGGCGAAGAUGAGCCACUGCCGCAGCGCCGUUCACUACAGGAACUUACAGAAGUACUUGUCCCAGCUGGCUGAGGAGAGCCUGAAGGAGACUGAAGGGGCAGGCAGCCCGAGACCUGAGGACAGCGGAAUUGUGCCACACUUUGAGAGGAAAAAACUCUAAUGCACCUGCCACUACUGAGAGGAGGGCCUGGCAGCUUGGGGCCACCUAGCCUCCAGAACAGAAGAAAGCCCAGGAGGAAGGAAGACCAGACAGGCCACUGUGCCUGGGUUUGUUCUCAGAGACUCAUGAAAAUGCCUCUGGUGUGUCUGGCCCCUUGGGGUCCCCUCACCCUCUGAGGACUCUUGUUUGCUUCAAACAGUCCUUCAAUUUGUUUCUCUCUCUUCUCUUUUGCCCUCUUUCCAACCCUCCCUUCUUCUGUGCCAAAGCUCAUUUCCUUUUCAUAAAACCCAACUUCUCAGGGAUUUUCACAGUAUUAAAUUCUUGAUAGGAUAGGCCAGACCAGGCUCCGUCAGCCGUGGAAAGGACUUCAUGGAAACUUCUGGGUCAUGAGCCAUAUCGGUGACCUCAGAGGGGCUUCUCUACCUGGCAGCCUGGGGUGGGGGGCCUGAGUGGGGGCCUCCCAGCUUGGGGAAGGGGCACUCUUGAUAGCCAUGACCAUCAGCUGACAUAACCUGUGGGUUCCUUCAGCUGGACCACCUUUUUGAAAAACUCCUGUUAUGAACAAUUCCUUUGUCCUCUCAGUUACUCUGGGAGUCUGACCGGCUCAUGCCUUAAAGCAAAGCCAGAAUUUUUUUUUUCUUUCAAAGUUAAAGCUUUGCAGAAGAGGAAAAGAACCUUUCAUUGUAAAUACUCUUAAGAAAUCUGCCCCCCUCAGCCCCUUGGCCCCCCAGCCCCACCCUGUAUUGAUCUCCGUCCUCUUGAUUUCAGGAGUUUCCAUGGUUUGUUCUAUUCUGGACUGUGAAUUUGGCAUAGAUUCCCUUCAGUGAGAAAUAAAUGUAAACAGGGAUGUCUUCUCCCUCCAGUCCAACAGCACUUGGCAGGGACUCUGGUUGAAUGUUGACCUCCUGGCUGUGCCUCCAGAGAUGCAAACAAGGAAAUCAUCUGCCCUUGACUCACCCUUGAUGCCGGCAGCCUCACAGGGGUAUGGUUUUGAGUGGUCUCUUUCUUUGAGGAACAACCUAGAAAAAAAUAAAGAAAGACUAGAAAAGGCUGUGGAAAUGGAAGAGCGGGAAUGUUUAAGGUUUCCCCAGUGGUUUUUUUUUUUUUUUUUUUGGGGGGGGUGAAGGCCAAAGGAGUCUCAGAGCUGGGCCCCUGUGCAGACUGCUGUCAGAAGGCCAUGAAGAAAUAGCCCUGGUUCUCGUGGGGCUGGCAGAUACUGGGGUUCAAGUGCCUGCAGGCCCCAGAUGGGCUAUGGGCUCUCCAGCAUGAUGUCCCAUUGGAAGGCUUUAGGACAAAGGGUGCUAGGGAGGAAUGGAGCUGGGUCACAACUACAAGACCUCAAGGUCAGAGGGAAGUUGAUGCUUUUGCCAUCAGCCGAGAUACUGGCCUGUGGACCCUUCCCUGGCUCAGCCCCCAGAAGACAGUUCUUUCUGUUCCUGUUCCUACAGACAGGUAGCCUAGGGUGAGAUUGUUUGCUUUUUCUUUUCUUCUGCAUUUUUUCCCUUUUUCUAGCAGAUAAGAGUACACUGUACAUUCUGCCCCCUGCACCAGGGCAGGAAGGGUAGAAGAUGAUCUCAGUUCAGCACUGACGUGUUAUCAGGGAGGAAACCAAGACACAGAAAGGAAAGAAAUGUUGAACAUUCAAUGGUCUGAACAUUUGGGGUAGGUAGCCACUGUGAGGAAAGAGCUAUCAGGGCCUAUGAGGAGGAAAACUAGGGGCAGACGGUUCACCCUGAACAAUUGUGGUGAGAAGAAGCCACUUGGGGGCCUCUGAAAGGCUGGCCCCUCAAAUAGCAUAGGGCUCACAGCCGUGGCUCGGUUCACACCCACCUCCCCAACCCCCACCUCCACAGUUUUGUCCUGGCGUUUUGGCACCAGCUGAACUUUCUGUGUUCCAAAGAAAACCUCUGACCCUGUGUGUCCUUCUCCCCACUGGACAGAAGGCAGCAGCAAGCUGGCCCAGACCUUCCACCUGCCUCACCAGACCUUCAAGGGAAAAACCUACCGCCUCUAUCAGGGCCUGUGUCCCCCUAGAGAGGCUGACAGACUCUCCCCCACCCCCAGAAAAGUGGAAGCUGCCCUCCAGGAGCAAUUCCAUGGAAAUCUGGACAACUGUUCACACAGCCUCAUGCCUGAGCAAUGCAGUGGUUCCCUUGGUGAUGGACUGGCCAGCUCUGAGUUGGAAGGCUAGAGAGAGCUCCAGGGAGAAAGCACAGAGGCCCUCUCUCUGCCUUCAGUCAGAACCUUCAGUCAAAACAUCAUCAAAGAUUCUGUAUCUGCCUGUAAAUAUAUGUAUUUAUUUUUUAUUUAUUUUUAUACAACUCCAAUGGCAUGGUCCUCCCCCGCCCCACUCUAUAACUUGCACUUUUUAUUCCUACAUGUGUCAUAUACACUGCAGUAUGAGAGGUAACCAGGAAAAUAUUGAUUAAUUUUUUAAAGCUUUUCUUCAGUGUUGGUCAUUUGAAACCAUCUCAAAGUGUGUUUCCCCCUGCCCCCCCC